AUGGUGAUCUUGGCUAGUAAUUCAUCUUGGGAAUUUCCACAAUUGAUUGUUCGUGAUGCAUCAAUGAUUAAUGAUAGUUGUGGACGAAAUUUUCCUUGGUAUGGAUCAAAAAAUCAAGUAGUGACAAUUCAAGGUCCAAUCUAUCGACAAUCUGAAUAUACAAUAAGUAUGCGUGAUUUAUUUGUACCAUGGAUUCCAUGGGAUAUUCCAACAUGUGAAGGUGAACAAUCAUAUUUAACACAUAUUUAUCGACAUCAACGAUUUUAUGUAUGGUUAUGUGCAAUGAAUUGUACGAAAAAUGAAUUAUUAAUAAUUCGAACAAUACGUUGGACACAAACAAUUGAAAUUGAUGUUAAACCUGAUCUUUAUCGUGGAAUGCGAGCUAAACUAAUAAGUAAUCCUGAACCAGAUCAACCUGUUUUUCUUAAAAGAAAUAUAUUUAUUCCAUCUUGUGCUUUACAAGGACCAUCAGUAAAAUAA
Molecule: messenger RNA, 480 nt
Organism: Rotaria sordida
Lineage: Eukaryota; Metazoa; Rotifera; Eurotatoria; Philodinida; Philodinidae
Source: the annotation of a GenBank genome assembly